AGGAAAGAAAGAAGGUAGAAAACCCAGCCCAGGUCCAGCACUGCAGACAUGGCCACUACAGGAGAAUCAUUUAGGGAUGACCAAAGUGCCUUUGAGUAUGAUUAUGAGACGCUUCGAACCACGGGGGUCAUUCUCGCCGUGGUAAUGUUUGUGGCUGGCAUCCUUAUAGCCCUGAGUAAUAAAUUCAAAUGCUCAAAAUCCAAAUCGAGUCCUGUAGAACGGUCUCAGACUCUGGCGACAGAGGUGCCCUCUCAGUCAGUAUAGAGGUGAAUAUGUGCCAGCAACUUCAGCAAGAAAAGAAGCUCAUAUGCUCAAGGGUGCUCAAUAGAAUGUAUGAGCGAGCUGCAUGGGAUUGUCUACUUUUUACUACCCUGGAUUUUGAGGUUUUGUCUUUGUAGGUCUCUUUAUGUAAACACCAGUUCGGUCACGAUUUGUAGCUUUUGGACAUCACUGAUUCUAUUAGCAUGGUUACAAUUUGCUUUAAUUCAGUGUAAUCAAUUCAAUCCAAUACUCAUUGUUUUAAAACCCACACACGGUUCAUUAAGAUUAAGAUGAUUUAAUCUCAGUUGUGGUGUACUGUUCUUCGACAUGUGAUGUCCACUUUCGCUUCUUUUCUUGUUUAAUUCAUUGUUUUGGUUUUUCAACCAUGACUAUCUAGAUAUCACUACAUACUGCAGCAGCAUUUUAAAAGUUCCACAUUUUGUCAUACUAACUGCAUCAUUUGAUAGCUAAACAGAAUCUAUAAGCAAAUGAAUGUAUAACUUUCACAUAAGUACCUAACAGCUUGUACCUCAAAUCUUUUACUAAAUAAAGGCUUCUAAUAUUUAUAAUUAGCAUGUUCAAAUGUACAAUUAGCAUGUGCAUUUUGUUUUUAAACAUUGUGUGGAAGACAAUAAUCGUUUGGUGCAUUUAAAAAUGCAAGAUGUGGCUCAAUAAAAUUCUGAAUGAUCAA
Molecule: messenger RNA, 952 nt
Organism: Trichomycterus rosablanca
Lineage: Eukaryota; Metazoa; Chordata; Actinopteri; Siluriformes; Trichomycteridae
Gene: fxyd7
Product: FXYD domain containing ion transport regulator 7
Exons: 6
Coding region: 49-264 (71 amino acids)
Biological process (GO): regulation of sodium ion transmembrane transporter activity
Cellular component (GO): membrane
Molecular function (GO): sodium channel regulator activity
Source: RefSeq, a predicted model, not a curated record